CCGCGCCCCUUCCUUCCUUGCUGAGCAAGAUGGCGGUUAGCAAGGUUGGAGUGAUUCUGCGGCAGCCGCAUCUUUCUCGCCAGGAUCUUGCCACCUUGGAUGUUACCAAGCUGACUCCACUUUCCCAUGAAGUUAUCAGCAGACAAGCCACAAUUAACAUAGGUACGAUUGGUCAUGUAGCUCAUGGGAAAUCCACAGUUGUAAAAGCUAUUUCUGGAGUUCAUACUGUCAGGUUCAAAAAUGAACUUGAAAGAAAUAUUACAAUCAAGCUUGGGUAUGCUAAUGCCAAGAUUUAUAAACUUGAUGACCCAAGCUGUACUCGGCCAGAUUGUUACAGAGCCUGUGGGAGUAGUACACCUGACGAGAUUCCCACAGACAUUCCUGGGACCAAAGGGAACUUCAAAUUAGUCAGACAUGUUUCCUUUGUUGACUGUCCUGGCCAUGAUAUUUUGAUGGCUACUAUGCUGAAUGGUGCAGCCGUGAUGGAUGCAGCUCUGCUGUUGAUUGCUGGUAAUGAGUCUUGUCCUCAGCCUCAGACUUCUGAACACCUGGCUGCUAUAGAAAUCAUGAAACUUAAGCAUAUUUUGAUUCUGCAAAAUAAAAUAGACUUGGUAAAAGAAAGUCAGGCUAAAGAACAGUAUGAACAGAUCCUGGCAUUUGUACAAGGUACAGUAGCAGAAGGGGCUCCUAUCAUUCCAAUUUCUGCUCAACUAAAAUACAACAUUGAAGUUGUCUGUGAAUACAUGGUGAAGAAAAUUCCAGUACCCCUAAGGGACUUUACUUCAGAGCCCCGACUUACUGUUAUCCGGUCCUUUGAUGUCAAUAAACCUGGCUGUGAAGUUGAUGACCUUAACGGUGGUGUAGCUGGUGGCAGUGUUCUGAAAGGAGUUUUAAAGUUGGGCCAGGAGAUUGAAGUCAGACCUGGCAUUGUUUCCAAAGACAGUGAAGGAAAACUCGUGUGUAAACCGAUCUUUUCCAAAAUUGUGUCCCUUUUCGCUGAGCAUAAUGAUCUCCAGUAUGCUGCUCCAGGAGGUCUUAUUGGAGUUGGCACUAAAAUUGACCCCACUUUGUGCCGGGCUGACAGAAUGGUAGGGCAGGUACUUGGUGCAGUUGGAGCUUUACCUGAGAUCUUCACCGAGUUGGAAAUCUCUUAUUUCCUACUUAGACGCCUUCUAGGUGUACGCACUGAAGGAGACAAGAAAGCAGCAAAGGUACAAAAGCUGUCUAAGAAUGAAGUGCUCAUGGUGAACGCAGGAUCCCUGUCGACGGGAGGAAGAGUCAGUGCAGUCAAGGCCGAUUUGGGCAAAAUUGUACUGACUAACCCUGUGUGCACAGAAGUUGGAGAGAAAAUUGCCCUUAGCCGAAGAAUUGAAAAACAUUGGCGUUUAAUUGGUUGGGGCCAAAUAAGAAGAGGAGUGACAGUGAAGCCAACAGUAGAUGAUGCCUGAAGAAUUCCAGUUAAAUAAUACAUUUGGAUGAAAGAAAAAGAAGAAUAAAAUGGAAAUGACUGCAUGCAAUAUUAACACCAAUUGCAUAGCUAUAUUAAAACUGUGGUACUGGCAAAAUUUAAUAAAGAGUUUAAUUCCA
This is a messenger RNA of Manis pentadactyla (Chinese pangolin), 1587 nucleotides long. RefSeq names its product eukaryotic translation initiation factor 2 subunit 3, X-linked-like. Gene Ontology annotation, biological process: positive regulation of translational fidelity; formation of translation preinitiation complex. The transcript has a single exon. Gene Ontology annotation, cellular component: cytosol; eukaryotic translation initiation factor 2 complex. Lineage: Eukaryota; Metazoa; Chordata; Mammalia; Pholidota; Manidae. The record is from RefSeq and is a predicted model, not a curated record. Gene Ontology annotation, molecular function: tRNA binding; GTP binding; translation initiation factor activity. The coding region runs from base 30 to 1448 and encodes 472 amino acids.